AUGAAGACCGGUAUCCUACUUGUGUUCCUGUGGGGGUUGGCCUGUGCCCUCCCAGUUACCAGGUAUCAGAAUACUGAAUCCGAGAGCUCAGAAGAGUGGAUGGGCGGUUUGGCUCCGUCACCACCACCCUCCACGAACAGUGAGUCAUCAGACGAGACUAAAGUUAGCUCAGAGGAACAGGCAAACGAUGACCCCAGUGACAGCACUGAGUCUGAAGAGGAUGUGGACUCUGACGGUGACCAGUAUGCCUACAGACCCACUGGUGGUCUCACUAAGAGUGUGGGAACAGAAGCUGAUAAGGAGGAUGAUGAGGAUGACAGUGGAGACGACACCUUUGGUGAUGAGGACAAUGGCCCAGGACCUGAAUGGGGAGGACACUCCAGACCGGACAGUGAUGAGGACUCCUCAGACAACACGCAAUCCAGUGAAGACUCUCGAGAAAACAAUGCCCAAGAUGCCCUCAGUGACAGCAGGGACCGUGAGGAUGAGGCAGACAGCCGGCCUGAGGCAGGUGACUCCACUCAGGACAGCGAGAGCGAGGAACAUUGGGUAGGAGGUGGCAGUGACGGGGAGCAUAGCCAUGGGGACGGCUCUGAGUUUGACGAUGAAGGGAUGCUGAGUGAUGACCCUGAAGGCACCAGGAGUGACCGAGGCCACGCCAGGAUGAGCAGCGCUGGUAUCAGGUCAAAAGAAUCGAAAGGGAACCAGGAGCUCACGAGCACUGGGGAUUCAGACGAGAGCCAAUCUGUGGAACUGUCAAGCAGCAAGUCCUUCAGAAGGUCCCAGGUCUCCGAGGAAGAUGGCAGAGGUGAGCUCACAGACAGCAGUAGCAGGGAAACCCAGAAUGACUCCACAGAGGACACCGUCUCCAAGGAGGACACAGCCGAGAGCCGGUCCCAGGAAGACAGUCCAGAGGGACAAGACACCAGCAGUGAGUCCAGUGAGGAGGCUGAUGGGCCAUCCCAGGAAAGCAGCAGUGAGUCUCAGGAAGGGGUGGCCAGUGAGUCCAGGGGUGACAACCCAGAUUACACUAGUCAGACGGGAGACCAAGAAGACAGCGAGUCCAGUGAGGAGGACAGCCUGAACACACUCUCCAGCUCAGAAAGUCGGUCCACAGAGGAGCAAGCUGACAGCGAGUCCAGUGAGAGCCUCAGACUGUCGGAGGAAAGUCAAGAGUCAGCCCAGGAUGGAGACAGUUCCAGCCAGGAAGGCCUCCAGUCUCAGAGCACUUCAAGGGAGAGCAGGAGCGAGGAGAGCCAGUCUGAGCAGGACAGCCGUUCUGAGGAGGAGAGUGACAGUGAGUCUCAGGACAGUAGCAGAUCCAAAGAAGGCAGUAACUCUACAGAAAGCACUUCAAGCAGUGAGGAAGACGGCCACCCUAAAAACAUGGAGGCGGACAGCAGGAAACUAACAGUCGAUGCGUACCACAACAAACCCAUCGGGGACCAGGAUGACAAUGACUGCCAAGAUGGCUACUAG
Molecule: messenger RNA, 1479 nt
Organism: Onychomys torridus (southern grasshopper mouse)
Lineage: Eukaryota; Metazoa; Chordata; Mammalia; Rodentia; Cricetidae
Gene: Dmp1
Product: dentin matrix acidic phosphoprotein 1
Exons: 5
Coding region: 1-1479 (492 amino acids)
Biological process (GO): ossification; extracellular matrix organization
Cellular component (GO): extracellular matrix
Molecular function (GO): extracellular matrix binding
Source: RefSeq, a predicted model, not a curated record